UGAUCAGUUAGUGUGCUACCCUCCUUUAUAUUAUUCACACAGCUUUGUUCAGAGGAAGCAGGAAAUUGUUGACUGACGGUAGCAGGAAGGUGAUGACCAGAGCAGGAUCUGGAGGUCAUAGACCUCCAGAAAAGGUUAUAGAGUAUAAACAGGCUUGAGUCCAGCUCGACUGUUGUUAACUAUGUCACUUUGGGCAAGUUAGUCAACCUCUCUAAGAAAAGAAGAGGAAGAAGGAGGAGAAGGAGAAGGAAAAGGAGAAGGAAGAAAAGGCAAAGGAGGAGAAGGAGAAAGAGGAAGAGGAGAAAGAGAAGGAGGAAGAAGAGGAGGAGGACAUGGUGACCAUUGGAUGAUAGGCUUCCACAAGGAAUCUUGGCCUUAUACUCCACAAACAAAGGGCAGGUGCUGGAACCCAGAAAAAGAGUAUUAUAAUGACGAGAUCCAGAAGUGCUGUGACAAGUGUCCCCCAGGUCAGCGGGUGCUGCGCUCUUGUACGAGGGACUCAAAUACCGUCUGUGUCGACUGUGAGGGAGACACACACACCGAGGUCUGGAACUGGGUCAAGGAGUGUCACAGCUGUCGGAGCCGCUGUAAUCGAGAUUUUGAGGAAAUUCAGGCUUGCACUAAAAAGAAGAACCGGAUUUGUGUCUGUAAGACUGGAUUCUACUGCAUAACAAAGAAUCAGGACAGGUGCCUUCGAUGCUUCAAGUUUUCCAAGUGCCGGCGGGGCUUUGGUGUGUCCAAGCCAGGAACCCCGAAUUCAAAUGUGCAGUGUGCCGCCUGUGCCCCAGGGACCUUUUCAGAUACGGAGUCAUCUACAGACAUUUGCAAGCCCCACAGAGUGUGUAACUCUGUAGCUGUCCCUGGUAAUGAGACGUCAGAUGCCAUCUGCAAUGACAUGGUCUCUGUUCCUACAGAGGUAGGCACACCUCUCUCCAAGCAUCAGCCUGGGUUCGUGAAUCCCAAAGAUGCCUUGUUGACCUCUCAGCCAAAUAUUACUCUAGGCACCUCUCCCCAACCCCAGCCACAGCCCACCAUCCGACUGGUUUUUUCCAAUGGCCCUGUUUUUCCAUUUGGGUGGAUUCUGGGCGUGUUGGCAACCAUCCUGGCACUAUUUGGUCUGACUGCCUGUUUGAUGUCUCAGAGAAAAGAUAAGCUCUUGUCCUGCAUCAAAGAAGAAACCAAAGUGGUGUUUCUCAAACUUGCUGAAUUGGGAAUCUUCACCACAUCCUGCCCUCACUGUUAUCACUCAAUGCCUCACUCAGCAGUUGAGAAAUCCCAGAGUUUCUCAGGGCACACCGGGACGGAGCAGCAGAACCUGUUGGACUCAGAGGCCACCUCCAGCAGCAACUCCCUGGACAGCAUGCUGAGCCCUGGGGAAGCCAAAGAAUUCCAGGAGACACAGGGAAAGGAAAACAACCAGAGCCAGGCCCCGAGCUCAGAGAGGUCCAAGUGUGGCCAGGGAACCAGGGCUGGCUCCAUGAAUUCAGAGCACCCCCACAGUGGAGGAACCCAGGUUAAGGUGACCUGCAUCGUCAAAGUGUGUAACUCCGAUCACAGCUCCCAGUGCUCAUCACACAGCAGCUGCCCCGACUUUGAGAACAGCUCCUCGGGCUCCCCCUGGAAUGAGGAUGUGCCCUUCUCCCAAGAGGAGAGCCCCGGGAAGGGCAAGCCAGACCCCCAGAGUGCAUCAGAGAUCCUGCUUCCAGAUGUAGAAGAGAAACCGCUUCCCGUCGGGAUACAGGAUAUGGGCAUGAAACUCGGUUAAUGGGCUUGGAAGGAUCCGAGCAGAAGCUGGGUGACCUUGUCAGCUCCCUGAGGGAUGGCCAUUUCUGAGGUCUGCCUCUGACCGUGGGAUUCUGUUGCUCUUCUUGGGCCAGCCUCCCUCCUUCCAUGGGCCUUGCUCCUCAGAGGCCUGUCUCUUGCCUUCAGAGGGUGGGGAUAAGAGGUAUUUGAAUGACUUUGUUUUGGUCUCUCCCCUUCUUCCGUUUCCUUAUCUUGCUUUGUCUCUUCCAAGAUGCAUCAUGGCACCUGAGCUGGGAGGAAGCUCAGACGAGUCUCUCAGCUCCACCACUAAAGAACUCUGCAAUCUUGGCUCAGCCACAUUCCCUAUCUGGGCCUUGGUCUCCUCACCCGUCGGAUUUCCAAGGCUACUCCUAUGUUCCAAAUUCUUGGGAAACCAAGAGGACUCUUAGAUCCUGGUCCUUCUCUCAUGAAGACUUCAGGGUUCCCAUCCCCAUCUGCCUCCACUAGCCUAGGAGGAAGAGGCUCAGAGACAGGAUUCAGACCUCUUGGCUUCCAUCUGUCAAAGGAGAAGGCCAGAUUAGAAUGGCCUCUAAGGUUCUUUAUGAUCCUAUGAACUAUAGGGCCAUGUUGGAGGUGUCAGUGGGCAGGGAGUCCCUCUCAGACCCCAAGGCUUUAGGAUGGUUCAUGCUUGAAAGGUUUGGGGUGGGUAUCAGAUGUUUAUGCUGGGGAGAAAGACUUGAUUCUUGGGUUGACUGUUGUGACUCAGUUUCUACAACACUUGUAACCACCAUAGAAGGUCUGUGACUAAGACUUUCCUGAGCCUGCUCCCUUUGCCCAUCUCCUCCCCUCUUGGAAACCCUGCUCAUUUGGAUUUCACAUCUGAAGACAUCAUUGUAUGCUGUCUUGCCUUUAACAACAACCCCUUUCCUAUGAGAGCAUGGUAUAGGGGAACAGAGUGAGUGAUCUAGAACCAAAGGGCCAACUUCCAAUCUUGGUUCUGCUACUUAUUACCUGUAUGACCUUUCUGUCUCUGGGCCUCAGUUUCCCUCAUCUGUAAAAUGAAGGGGGGUUGAUUAGGCCACUUCUAGGAGACCUUCUAGCUCUGAAUCUAUGACUCUGGGGGGGGACACAGUUGUGUGAGGUCCUUCCCAUGAACCAUUCAAAAUCUGCUACCUCAGGCUGGGGGCCUGUCCCUGGCUGUGUUCCUUUUGAUUCUCUUCCCCAUCUCUUUUACCUACGAGCCCUGGGGCCCAGAAGAAGCCCCGGGCCCUGUUUGUGCCAUAUCUCCAAAGACCUGAAUUUGUGUUGCAGAGCAUGUGUAUAUGCGUGUGUAUAUGCAGGAACUGUUUUGUGUACUAUGGAAGAAUAGAAGGUUCUAUUUAGUUCAAUGAACAUCCAUUAAACUCCUACUGCGCGCAAGGCACUGUGGAUACAAAGACAGGAAGUUAUUUCCACUGGAUGAAUUUGGAGUCAAAGGCCCAGAGUUCAAAUCCCGACCCUCCCUGCUUGCCUGCCAAGGACCUUGGGCGAGUUCGUUGACUUCUCUGUUAAAUGAGGGAGUUGGCUUGGAUGAUGUCUACAAUCUCUUCCAGGCUACCCUUGCAGAAGGUGCUAGGAACGUGGACCUGGCCGGGUCCAUUGUGGAGUGUGGAGCUCCAUGAUUCUGGCCCAAGUGGAAGCCAUUCUAACCAACCUCAGGGGGCAAGAUAAAAAAAAUUCACCGGACUUGGAUGUGGCCAUUGGCAACUGUAAUAACCAGUUGGUUAAGAUUGGCCUCUGGGCCUUUCUCCCCUUUUUUCUUCCCUUGAGGACACCAUCCUUGAAAGGGAAACCUGGACCCUGAAGACCCUAAGCCAGGUCACUCAAUUGAUGAGCAGAGAGCUCCCUCUAGUGGCCAUCUGCAAGAAAUGCCUCAUUCUCAUCUCUUGGGAUGACCUGGGAAGAACUGCAAUAGAUAUUUCCUCACUAGAGGUUUCAGCCGGAAUUCCCAAAUGGGCCGGGCUAGACAAGGCCAGUGUUCUGGGCGACACGUAUGAUGAGAGUUUGCACUGUAUGACAUAUAGUUUUUCAAUAAAAUAUUUUCUACUUUUAAACCGCU
Messenger RNA from Dromiciops gliroides (monito del monte), 3841 nucleotides. RefSeq names its product TNF receptor superfamily member 1B (gene TNFRSF1B). The coding region runs from base 347 to 1765 and encodes 472 amino acids. Gene Ontology annotation, cellular component: membrane. Gene Ontology annotation, biological process: regulation of T cell cytokine production; inflammatory response; regulation of T cell proliferation. Lineage: Eukaryota; Metazoa; Chordata; Mammalia; Microbiotheria; Microbiotheriidae. The record is from RefSeq and is a predicted model, not a curated record. Gene Ontology annotation, molecular function: tumor necrosis factor binding; tumor necrosis factor receptor activity. The transcript has 11 exons.